UUGGUGUAAUUAAACCAUUCAGAAUAGUUGUGUUUGCUGAAGAUGGCUCACUCGAGGCUGCUGAGUGUAUUCUGCCUGAUUAUGAUCAUCAUGGUUCAUGGACAGAAUCAGCAAUCAGAGAGGAAGUUGGAAAUUUCCGUGGAUAAAUUGAUAAAUGAUCACGAUGUUGAUGGGUAUCGGCUGUUGUAUUUGCUGACUGAUGGACAAUUCCGGGAAGAGCGUGGGUUCCUGAGGAAGCAAUUGGGCAGCAAUGAAAUGAUUUGGACUGUCAAUGGGCGCUACGGUUACAAAUCUCCUGAGGGAAAACAAUUCAAUUAUGAAUACACAGCAGAUGAAAACGGAUACAGGCAGAUAUCACAUGGCUUGGAACGUGAAGCUACAACCAGGAUUGAUCCGAAGGAAUUGAUUUCACUGGUUGGAUAGUAAUGAAAAAAUAUUGAUGAUCUUGAAAAGUAUGGAACACUUCUAUUAUUAGGAAAGAAAAAAAGGUAGAAGCAACAUUGAAGUUUUAGUGAUUUGAGAGGCUGUAAUAUAAUCAUAAAAGAACACUUGGAAAUCAAAUAUAUUGGGCAUUUGAAAAGCA
Molecule: messenger RNA, 583 nt
Organism: Toxorhynchites rutilus septentrionalis
Lineage: Eukaryota; Metazoa; Arthropoda; Insecta; Diptera; Culicidae
Product: endocuticle structural glycoprotein SgAbd-5-like
Exons: 2
Coding region: 43-423 (126 amino acids)
Source: RefSeq, a predicted model, not a curated record